Micropterus dolomieu (smallmouth bass) is the source of this 1284-nucleotide messenger RNA. It is a transcript of the gene pou3f2b, whose product is annotated as POU class 3 homeobox 2b. Gene Ontology annotation, molecular function: DNA-binding transcription factor activity, RNA polymerase II-specific; RNA polymerase II cis-regulatory region sequence-specific DNA binding. The transcript has a single exon. The coding region runs from base 1 to 1284 and encodes 427 amino acids. The record is from RefSeq and is a predicted model, not a curated record. Gene Ontology annotation, cellular component: nucleus. Gene Ontology annotation, biological process: regulation of transcription by RNA polymerase II; brain development. NCBI's taxonomy places the organism in Eukaryota, Metazoa, Chordata, Actinopteri, Centrarchiformes, Centrarchidae.
AUGAGCGGCGAGGGUGGGGCGGAGUCCAGGUGCGCCUCGGCGUCCACUUGGCAGAGCGCCUGGGAGCCGCCUGUGGGCAGGAGAGGAUCUGUCAAAUGCGAGGUUCCUUUAAUAAGAGAGACCAGUCCGGCUCCGAGAGUCAUGGCGACCGCAGCGUCUAACCACUACAAUAUCCUCACCUCCAGCGCAUCCAUCGUGCACUCGGAGCCCGGCAGCAUGCAGCAAGCCACGGCGUACCGGGACGCGCAGAGCCUGUUGCAGAGCGACUACCCGCUGCAGAGCAACAGCCACACGCUCAGCCACGCACACCAGUGGAUCACGGCGCUGUCCCACGGAGAGGGAGCCCCGUGGUCCACCAGCCCGCUCGGAGCGGAGCAGGACAUCAAACCCGCGGUGCAGGGCGCCCGGGACGAGAUGCACAACUCCAGCAGCAACCUGCAGCACCAGUCGCGGCCACCCCACCUGGUGCACCAGACGCACGGGAACCACCACGACGGCCGGGCGUGGAGAACCACCACCACGGCGCACAUACCGAGCAUGGCGACAACGAACGGCCAAAGCCUUAUUUACUCCCAGCCGGGCUUCAGCGUCAACGGGCUGAUCCCGGGAAGCGGCCAGGGGAUGCACCACCACAACCUAAGAGACAGUCAUGACGACCACCACAGCCCGCACCUCAGCGAACACGGCCACCCUCCGUCCCAGCAUCAGCACCAGCACCGACCGCAGAGCCACCACGACCACUCGGACGAGGAUACGCCGACCUCGGACGACCUGGAGCAGUUCGCCAAGCAGUUCAAACAGCGGAGGAUCAAGUUGGGCUUCACGCAGGCGGACGUGGGACUCGCCCUGGGGACCCUGUACGGAAAUGUGUUUUCCCAAACCACCAUAUGCAGGUUUGAGGCCCUGCAGCUCAGCUUCAAAAACAUGUGCAAGCUGAAGCCUCUGCUGAACAAGUGGUUGGAGGAGGCGGACUCCACCUCGGGCAGCCCGACUAGCCUGGACAAAAUCGCGGCGCAGGGGAGGAAAAGGAAAAAACGGACUUCAAUCGAGGUAAGCGUAAAGGGAGCUUUGGAGAGCCAUUUUUUGAAGUGUCCUAAACCUGCAGCGUCGGAAAUAAUUGGCCUGGCGGACAGCCUGCACCUGGAGAAAGAAGUGGUGAGGGUUUGGUUUUGUAACAGGAGACAGAAGGAGAAACGCAUGACCCCUCCCGGAGCUCUGCCGGGGAGCGAGGAUGUGUACGGGGACACGCCGCCGCACCACGGGGUCCAGACCCCGGUCCAAUGA